Messenger RNA from Cucurbita moschata (crookneck pumpkin), 2390 nucleotides. RefSeq names its product cellulose synthase-like protein H1. Gene Ontology annotation, molecular function: cellulose synthase (UDP-forming) activity; mannan synthase activity. The coding region runs from base 10 to 2247 and encodes 745 amino acids. Gene Ontology annotation, biological process: cellulose biosynthetic process; plant-type primary cell wall biogenesis. Gene Ontology annotation, cellular component: plasma membrane; trans-Golgi network. Lineage: Eukaryota; Viridiplantae; Streptophyta; Magnoliopsida; Cucurbitales; Cucurbitaceae. The transcript has 9 exons. The record is from RefSeq and is a predicted model, not a curated record.
CAGAUUGAAAUGGCGGAAUCCAACGGUCUUCCUCUGUACCAAAAAGUGGGAGUAGAAAGGCCUCUGAAACGAUUUCUGGAUGUCGUCAUAUUCUUCCUCCACGUUUCACUGCUCUGUUAUCGCCUGCUCUUAUUCCGCCGCCAUGGAUUCAGCUCCCUCUUCGCCAUUGCCUUUCUCUGCGAGCUUUGGUUCACUUUCUAUUGGGCUCUCAUUACCAAUCUCAAUUGGAGCCCUAUCCAUUACAUAACCUAUCCCCAACGCCUUCUCCAACGAGUAUCUGAGGUUCCUCCUGUGGACGUAUUCGUUACAACGGCGGAUCCGGAGCUGGAGCCGCCGAUAAUUCUGAUAAACACGGUGCUGUCGGUGUUAGCAGUGGAAUAUCCGGCCAAUAAAUUGGCUUGUUACGUCUCCGACGACGGCUGUUCAUCACUCACGUUUUAUUCCCUCUGUGAAGCUCUUAAAUUUGCCCAAAUUUGGGUGCCGUUUUGUAAGAAAUAUAAGGUCCAAAUCAGGGCUCCGUUUAGGUAUUUCUCUGGUGAUUUAGACUCUCAUGGAUCAACGGAGUUUCAGUAUGAGUGGAGGAGGAUGAAGGAUGAGUACGAAGAGCUCCGCCGGAGGAUUGAGGUAGCCGCCGCCGCCAAAAACUCUGCAUUUAGUAACCUUAUCGGCGAGUUCCCGGAUUUCGCUAACUCAAAGCCAAAUAAUCACCCUCCUAUAGUCAAGGUCAUAUGGGAGAAUAAAGAAGGGCUUUGGGAUGGAGUGCCUCAUUUGGUUUAUGUAUCGAGAGAGAAGAAACCCCAAAUUCCGCACCAUUACAAAGCUGGUGCCAUGAAUGUUUUGACAAGAGUGUCUGGGUUAAUGACCAAUGCGCCAUACAUGUUGAAUUUAGACUGUGACAUGUUUGUCAAUAAUCCCGAAGUUAUUUUACAAGCAAUGUGUCUCUUACUCGACCCUAAGAUCGAUAAGAUCGAUAAAGAGUUUGCAUUUGUUCAAUUUCCUCAAUGCUUUUACAAUGGACUCAAAGACGAUCCAGCUGGGAACCAAGCCAUUGUCGUGAUGCAGCUCGCGUUUCGCGGAAUGGCCGGAGUUCAAGGGUCUUUCUAUAUAGGAACAGGAUGUAUUCAUAGACGAAAAGUCAUGUAUGGUCAAUCACCAGAUGAAGCUAAUAUUAAUGAGAAAUAUGAUGAAGUGGAGUUGUAUAAAACAUUUGGAAAUUCAAAAGAAUUCGUAACCUCAGCCACUCGUACCUUAAGAAGCUUUGCAGAUGAUCCGAAUUGCCUAUCCAACUCAAUCGAAGCAACAAAUGAAGUUGCUACUGCUGAUUAUGAACACAAUUCUUGUUGGGGUUUCAAGGUGGGUUGGCAAUAUGGAUCCGUAGUGGAGGACAUGUUGACUGGGAUGGGGAUCCAUAAAAAGGGAUGGAAAUCUGCAUACAUCACACCAAAUCCACCAGCAUUCCUAGGAUGUGCACCCAUGGGCGGCCCAGUUCCAUUAGGCCAUAUGAAGAGAGUAAUGACAGGACUACUUGAAACUUUAAUCAGCAGAGAGUCCCCCAUUGUCACUGCUCUCUGUGAUAAACUCCAAUUUAGACAACGUUUGAUCUAUCUCUGGGGGUAUCUGGUCAGCAUUCGUGCUAUUCCAGAUAUAUGUUACGCUACUCUACCAGCAUUUUGUCUAAUUUCCAACUCCCAUUUCUUGCCCAAGGUACAAGAACCAGUACUGUUCAUACCUCUCCUUCUUUUCGUCAUUAACAAUCUACGGCAGCUGUUAGACUUCUUCGAAACGGGCCAAUCUGUAAGAGCCUGGUGGAAUGGCCAGACAAUGGAGAGGAUACUUGUAAUGAGUUCUUCCUUGCCUGGAAUGGUAACUGUAAUUCUGAAGAUUUUAGGACUAUCAGAGACUGUGUUCGAAAUAACGAAAAAGGAGUCAUCAUCUUCUAGCGAUGACAAAGAGAGUACCGACCGAGAUCUGGGUCGGUUCACGUUUGAUGAGUCCCCAAUAUUUGUGCCAGUCACAACCAUUUUGAUGAUUCAGUUGGCAGCACUUUUGAUCAGCUUCUUGGGAACACAGACAAGCGUUCAAGAGUUUGGGGUGGCGGAGGUGAUGUCCUGUGUUUGGUUGAUUUUGUGCUUCUGGUCGUUCUUGAAGGGGAUGUUUGCAAAGGGAAGCUAUGGCCUCCCAUGGCCAACCUUACUCAAAUCCAGUGCUUUGACAUUCUUGUUUGUGUACUUCUGUCAAGUGAAAUAAAUAAAAUUUGGUCAGUUACUAAAUUUUGUAUUCAAUCAAGGAUAAUUUUAUGCCUUCGAUCACCUUUGUGCAGGGGUUGUCCACUUGUGUCACAGCUACAGCUUCAGUCACUGAAUAAUAUUGUCAUCUGGGAAUCUUCUGCA